AUGCUCAUCGUCUGCCAAUACAUCGGGACCGCACCGCAGCUCGCCGCGCUGAUCUACACCGCCGUGGCCAUCUCCCUGCCGUUCUCCGCCCUCUGGGCCGCACAGGCGGUCGAGAACCAUUCGCGGAGCGCCGCGAGCGACCACCAUCCCCGGCGGCCGAUAUUGUGGAACGUGUUCCGGAACGGCAGCGUGGGGAGUUCGAAGGGCAAGAACUCGUAUGCGGACGACGAGACGACGCGGAAGGCGACCGUCAUGGCGGUGAAUGAUAUCAGUGCUUGA
Molecule: messenger RNA, 279 nt
Organism: Eremomyces bilateralis CBS 781.70
Lineage: Eukaryota; Fungi; Ascomycota; Dothideomycetes; Eremomycetales; Eremomycetaceae
Exons: 2
Coding region: 1-279 (92 amino acids)
Source: RefSeq, a predicted model, not a curated record